UAGAGGUUUUGAUUCAUUUCUAUUGCUUUGUCUUACAAAGGCGGUGCAUCGCUCUGCGGUUCCGUUUUAUAAAAAAGGAGAAGGCCGUUUCUUGUUUUGUUUGUUCCAUUAGGAGGGAAAGGAAAUGAUGCAGCGACGGAGGCGGAGGGCGGCGGCGGUUGUACUACCACAGAAAAUAUUAAUGUGUGCCACAUGCACCAUAUCAUUUGUCGGACUGCUUUCUGGAUACGUACAUAUGUUCCCUUCUUCCCGUGUUUCUGAUUUAUCUGAUACUUAUAAGCUCCCUACCAUCACUUAAGUCUCCUCUCUCUCCCCCUCUCCCUCCCCCCCUAAAUAUCGUGUUCUUCAAUUGCCUGCUUGAUUUGUUUACCUCUUUUCCAUUUUUGGAAAUGUGACAUUAUUUGUUUUCAGUUAAGGUAUAAAAUGUAGAAUUUGAUUUUCGUUUCUCUGUUUUUUGAGUUUUUGUAGCAACGUGAAUUUAAGUACCAGAAGUUAAGCGAAGAGAAAAGGUGGAUGAAGGAGGAGGCUCCGCCUCAUUUAUCGAAACUGCAAUCUCCGCCGCAUCUUUCCAAUACUCCUAUGUCAUUUCACAAGUUUGAUGGUGCCAGUGGAAAUCUGAAUUUUGAGAAGUUGUGGAAGCCGCCUGAAGAUCGUGAUUUUGUGCCCUGCAUACAGCCCAGUCCCAACCAUACAGCUCCUAAUCAGUCAAGAGGUUAUCUUCUAGUUCGUACAAAUGGCGGGCUCAACCAAAUGUGGACUGGGAUAUGUGACAUGGUAGCUAUAGCCCGUAUAAUAAAUGGCACACUUGUAGUUUCAGAACUUGAUAAAGGAUCAUUUUGGCAAGAUACUAGCAAUUUCUCUGAUGUUUUUGACGAGGACCAUUUCAUUAAUGCUUUGGCAAAUGAUGUUAAAUUCGUAAAGAAACUUCGCAAGGAAUUGUCUUCUGCUACCAAAGUUGUUAAGCAUUUUAAAAGUGGGUCUGCCUUAUCGUACUACCGGAAUAUGAUAGGCAGCCUGUGGAAAGAAUAUCAGGCUAUUCGAGCUGCUAAGUCUGAUUCUCGCCUAGCAAAUAACAAUCUGCCUCCAGAUAUACAAAAGCUCCGUUGUCGGGCUUGCUAUGAAGCACUUCAUUUUGCACCCAAAAUUGAAGCAAUGAUAAAAUUGCUGGUGGACCGAAUGAGGUCUUAUGGUCAUUUAAUCGCAUUGCAUUUACGAUAUGAGAAUGACAUGCUUGCCUUUAGUGGAUGCAGACAUGGUUUAUCUAAUGCUGAAGCUAAAGAGCUGAAGACAAUCAGGAAAAACUGGCUUCUGUUGAGGAGCUUGAACCAUUCACCAACCAUUCAUCUCAAAUGGAGGCUCUUGAUUACAUUGUAUCUGUUGAAAGUGACGUCUUCAUUCCAUCAUACUCCGGGAACAUGGCGAAAGCAGUUGAAGGGCAUCGUCGUUUUCUGGGACUUAGGAAAACUGUUUCUCCCGACAGGAAAGGGCUUGUUCGUACACUCGAAAAAUUUGGGAGAGGUGUAUUGAAGGAAGGCACAAAGGCAAGGAUCACCUCGGAGGAGAAAAGGCCCUGUCCCAGGAACGAAGGGCAUGGAUAGGUUUCAUUCCGAAGAAUCAUUUUACGGGAAUCCAUUACCGGAAUGUUUGUGCCAGAAGGUAUCACAGAAUGUAAAUACAUCAGAAUCAGAUAGAUGGAUGCAAAUAGCACGAUUGCUUUCAUUGAAGGUCCCCUAAAUUGUUUAAUGGCACCAUAUUGCCACUGCAAAAAAGGCAGAGUUUGUAUAUCUUGAUCACCAAGAAAUUUGCUCCGUUUCAAUGGAUAAGAUGGCGGAGGACAAUCGACAACGGGGCUGUUCCGAGACGAGAUGUAGGCUUGUUCACAGGCUGGGACAUACCGGACAAGUAAAGCAUAGAAACCAAAGUCGGGAAAUUCAUAUGCUCUUGGUAAGUUGCCUUAGGUUAUAUGAU
Molecule: messenger RNA, 1968 nt
Organism: Hibiscus syriacus
Lineage: Eukaryota; Viridiplantae; Streptophyta; Magnoliopsida; Malvales; Malvaceae
Product: O-fucosyltransferase 7-like
Exons: 10
Coding region: 514-1527 (337 amino acids)
Cellular component (GO): cytoplasm
Source: RefSeq, a predicted model, not a curated record